AUGAUCGGCAGCCUUUCGCUGCUGCAGCGCAAAGCCGCUGCUGCAGCUGCUUCUGCUGCUCCCGCGGUUGCUGCUGCUGCUGUCGCCUUGACGAAGUGCUGCUGCUGUAUCGGCUCGGUGUCAGGGGUAGAAUUAGCUGGAGCAGCAUUAUCUAGAGGAGCAGCAGCAAGAGCAGCAGCAUCACCGUUAAGCGUUUGCAGUCGGCAGCAGCUGCGCAGCAAUUGGCUUGAAAGAGCAACAGCAGCAGCAACAGCAGCCAUUACAAGGCGUCAUCAGGCAACUGCAGCAGCCGCCUGUGCUGCUGCUGCUGCACCAGUAGAAAAAGGGGACACCGGCAUGGGGGAGAAACCAUCGAAGAAAGUUCGGCAGACACCAAAAGCAGGAGCAUCAGCCGACGCAGCAGCAAGUGCACCAAGGCAGAAGGAAGAUCGAUCGGCAACAGCAGCAGCAAAGGAUAAGUUGAAGAAGAAGAAGAAGCACACGGCGGAAAAUGCGGCUUCUGCUCCUGCUGCUGCUGGCGUUGCAGCAGAAGAAGCAGCACCAGCAGCAGGCGCAGAAGCUGCAGAGGAAACAGCAUCGGCAGCAGAAGCACCAGCAGCAGCACCAGCAGCACCAGCAGCAUCAGCUGCUGCGACACCAGCAGCAGCAUCACCAGCAGCAUCAGCUGCAUCAGCACCAGCAGAAACAGCACCAGCAGAACCAAUAGCACCAGCACCAGCAGCAAAAGAAUUGUCAGUAUAUGAGCGUUUUCCUUCAAUGGCAGCAGCAGCAGCAGAGCCACAGCUAAAAGAGGGUCUACGGCGGUUUGCUGCUGCAGCAGCAAAACAAAAUAAAAAAACAGGAGCGAUGGCUUGGUCUGUCUUUGAAGGGUUUCCUCCAAGAUCACGCAUAAGAAUAGGAGAUGAACGAUCUAGGUUUGGGCCUCUUGGCCGCGAGAUAUUUUUAUUUAAUCGUGUGGUUGGUGGUGGAAGAAGAAGAGAGCCCUCUUUAGCCUUCUGCAGUAGCAGCAGCAACAGCAGCUACAACAGCAGCAGCAGGAGGUUGCUGCUGCUGCUGUGCGAGGAAGAGUUUGAAGCACUUGUUAAAAUGCUGCCGUGGAUUAAAGCGCAACUUAAUGAGGUUAAGAAACGUAUCUAA
Eimeria maxima is the source of this 1137-nucleotide messenger RNA. RefSeq lists its product as hypothetical. The coding region runs from base 1 to 1137 and encodes 378 amino acids. The record is from RefSeq and is a predicted model, not a curated record. Lineage: Eukaryota; Apicomplexa; Conoidasida; Eucoccidiorida; Eimeriidae. The transcript has 2 exons.